Molecule: messenger RNA, 1362 nt
Organism: Phytophthora infestans T30-4
Lineage: Eukaryota; Oomycota; Peronosporomycetes; Peronosporales; Peronosporaceae
Exons: 4
Coding region: 1-1362 (453 amino acids)
Source: RefSeq, a predicted model, not a curated record
AUGACUCGAUCAUCAACAACGGAGCGCAGCGGAGAUGCGAUAGACGCCCCUGGAGAAUUUCCAGACAGUGACGAAGAAGGCGAAGAUGACGAAGAGACGGAGCUCGAACACGCAGCUAGAGCUGGAAUUCGCCUUCUCGAAGAGAACGCACAGCUGCAUGAGGAGCUGCAUCAGCUACAAGAGCAAUGUGCACAAGUUGAGAGUGAGAAGGAAGAACUACUUCGACUCGUAGCCGAGAAGGAGCAGCAGAAAACACAACUGUCCGAGCAUCUGCGCGAGUGCAUUCGAGAGAAUCAGGGAGUAUUAUCCGAGCUUAGCAAUGUUAAAGAGCAGAUAGACGAGUUGAAAACGCAGCUCCAAGCUCAAACACAAGCUCAGACCAACCGCCGAUCACCUGGAAAGAGACGCAACAAGCGCUUGUCUCCACGUCUCAAACUGCAGCUAGAAUUGGGCCCGUCGUUGGGAAGUUUCCCCUCCGCAGAUGAGCCUCCUUCGUCGGAGGAACCUUCACCCGCGCACAGCGGUGGUAGUCCAGACAAGCAGGAAUUCAUUCCGGCUGUAAGAAGAAAUUCCAUGCCUACCGUACUAGAAAGUGACUCUGAAGUCGAGACCAAAUUUGAGGAGGUACACCGUCGUAAUAGUGUACUAGGAAGGGAGCUUGCGAGUGCUCACAAGCAAAUCGGAGAGCUCAAGCCGCUCCAGCUUCAACUACGUGAGACUGACUUUGAAGUGCAGCUACUUCGUGCAAAAGUGGAAGAACAAGCCCGUGAAAUUGCCUCUUCAGCCGAAGAACGAGAAGAGGAGCGCGAACUGAUCGCAAGUUUGCGCCAUACAAUUGAAAUCUACGAAACUUUAGACGAUCCGUGCGCCAGAAAGCUAGACGAGAUGCGAUCAGUGACUACCAGAGGAGACGACGAUAUACCCGUAUCACCACGCAACUCGCCUCGCCGACUGGGAGACAGGAGUUGGAGACGAGUAGAUGCCUCCACAGCCCCUUUACCGCCUCAAAUAAUACCAGUUGACAGCUCAUAUCCGGCUUUGGAGGAACGCUUCAGUCUUCGCGACGAGAACGACCGCCUGGUCGCUGAGCUGGAUCAUCUCGGUCAACAAGUGCUAAAUCUCAAGCUCUUGGAAGGGAUAUCAAGAACAGUUCGCUCUCCUAAAAAGCCUCCGCAGGUGGGCUAUGGAACCAGCUCACGACUGAGAUUUCUGGAGCAACAAGCGUCCGUGUUGCAAGAUCUACUUCUGCGAUUUCGAGCUCAGUGGAAAUACGAGUAUGAAACACGACGCGCUGUCGAGAGCGACAAAGCAGACUUGCUUCAGCGCAUGGAAAAGAUGCAGACACUUCUGAGACGUCAGUGA